This is a messenger RNA of Penicillium waksmanii, 1380 nucleotides long. Its product is annotated as aminotransferase, class III. The transcript is spliced from 5 exons. Lineage: Eukaryota; Fungi; Ascomycota; Eurotiomycetes; Eurotiales; Aspergillaceae. Gene Ontology annotation, molecular function: transaminase activity; pyridoxal phosphate binding. The coding region runs from base 1 to 1380 and encodes 459 amino acids. The record is from RefSeq and is a predicted model, not a curated record. Gene Ontology annotation, cellular component: cytosol.
AUGACUGUCUCCGAAGCGCAUCCCGGCAUGUCCAGUGCUGUUUUGCAUAGAGACACCCACUUCCUUCCUAAACUGGCCAUUGGGGGAAAAGGGAGCUAUAUCUUCCUCGAAGAUGGUACUAGAUUCCUUGACUCGACCGGCGGCGCGGCCGUUUCAUGCUUGGGCCAUGGCCAUGAAGGAGUCAAACAAGCGAUCAAAGACCAGAUCGAUCAAUUGUCAUAUUGCCAUUCCGCCUUUUUCGGUACUCCUGUAACAGAGGAACUAGCGCGGUUCUUAACAGAUUCCACCGGGGGCAAGAUGUCCAAACUAUUUGUCGUCAGCUCAGGAUCUGAGGCUGUCGAAGCCGCCAUGAAGCUUGCACGGCAGUAUUUCCUGGAGCUGUCUACUCCUCAGCCCCAGCGCACGAGAUUUAUCGCUCGACUUCCUUCAUAUCACGGUACGACCCUCGGUGCUUUAGGCCUUGGUGGACAUGUCCUCCGAAGAGAGCCAUUUGGACCAAUCUUGGCGAAGAACACAUCCCAUGUUUCUCCAUGCUACGCAUACCGUGGCAAGAAAGAAGGCGAAUCUGAUGCGGACUAUGUUGCUCGCCUUGCUGCAGAAUUGAAUGCAGAGUUUGAGCGUGUUGGGUCAGAUACUGUUUGUGCCUUUGUCGCGGAACCAGUUGUUGGAGCUGCUCUCGGCUGUGUUCCCGCAGUACCAGGAUACUUCCCUGCCAUGAAGGCCGUCUGUGAAAAGCAUGGGGCGCUGUUCAUCCUUGAUGAAAUUAUGAGCGGCAUGGGUCGAUGUGGAACUCUACAUGCCUGGGAGCAAGAAGACAUCGUGCCCGAUAUUCAAACUAUCGGUAAAGGUCUUGGGGGCGGAUAUGCACCCGUCUCUGGAAUCCUCAUCAAUGACUCAAUCGUGCAGACUAUGGAUAAGGGAACAGGUGUGUUCCGCCAUGGACAAACAUAUCAGGGCCACCCCAUUUCGUGUGCCGCAGCAUUGGCUACACAGAAGACCAUUCAACAGGAGUCUCUUUUAGACAACGUUCGAUCUAUGGGCGCUUACCUUGAGCAACAACUCCGCCAGCGAUUUGAAGGACACCCGUAUGUUGGUGACAUCCGAGGCAAGGGAUUAUUCUGGGGAAUUGAGUUUGUCAAAGAUAGGAGUUCAAAAGAACCCUUCAACCCUAGCACUCGACUCUCGUUUCAUAUACAGGAAAAAGGACUGUUGCCAGCGUAUUCCGUUUCUCUCUACGGCUGCUCAGGCACUGUUGACGGCGUUCGGGGUGACCAUGUCAUACUUGCACCUCCUUACAAUGUCUCCAAGGAGGAGAUUGACAUUAUCGUGGAUGUUUUUGGGAAUGUUGUGGCAGCUGUGCUCAAAGACUUAGACUUGUGA